GUCUUUCCAUUCAUAAUAUACAUAGAUAGACAGGAGAAAACAAAGUACAUUUGAGCGGUAUUCACUAGGGCAGACAAAAGUUAUUUUUCCACUCACUAUAUUAAUGAUGGUAUAUGUAAAUAUAUUACAGAAUCAUGAUUACAUAUCACACACAAUUAUUACGUUUCGUGACAUGAUUGGUUCUCCCAAAAAUUCUGCAUGAUUCAUUCAAUUAGCAAACUAUAUAAAUGUAUAUAAAUAUGCCCAUUUCAUUAGUUUUGCUUACAGUGUAAUAAUACAACAAAGGAGUUGAAUAGGAACAUUAUGAAAAAGGAAUCAAAAGUCGAUUUUAAACCAACAAUUAUGACAUCAACAAUGCCUUCAAACAAUGCGGAUCAAUGUCAUCCAUUGAAACAUUUAACAAACAAUUAUGACGUACAUCAGAUUACUACACCGACUAAUAACGAACGUAAAUUGAAAACUAGAACAGAAUCUUACUCAAAAAUGAAUAGUAUACAAGAGACUUCUGAUUAUGACACAAACAUGAAACUGCCAAGAUUUAUGUCAAACUAUAAGUAUAAACAAGCUAAAUACUUGUUGAAUUUAACUCAAAAUAAGUAUAGAAAACGAAAACCAUUCCAUUUUAUUGAUUCUACACUAUAUAAAACCCAUUGGAAUUAUUCAUCUUACUAUAAUGACAACGAAACAAAUGAGAAUUAUACACCGACAUACCGUCCAUAUAAUUAUUACUACUACUAUAACUACAAUAAUAAUAGUAGUCAUAGCCGGAGUGCUUAUAGUAAUAUUUACGGUAAACGUUCUGAUUAUGGAAGAUUUAAGCGUAGUAAAGAUUCUGGUCCAUCGCUUGCUGAUGUUCCAAUGAAUGUGGAAUUUAAUACUGCGAAUCCAACCUAUGCAUCGAAUCGUUUUCAUGUUUUCAGUUAUGAACAAGUGAAACAAUUAGAUGCAAUUAUGAAUUCUUGUAUAUGUAUUGCUCCAAAACCUUUAUUUUCCAGUUGUAUAGAUGAAAAUAAUCCAGUGUCAAUGAAUAAAGCAUGUUCUUGUUGUUAUUUACAACAAUCACUUAUGAACAGUGUUAAAAAUGCAGAUGAUUUAGACAUUUCUGGAUUGACGAUAACUCCACUUUCCAAUUUAUCUCAGAAUAAAAAGACUAGUGGAGAAAUGACAGAUACAACCAUUGAUGCAACCACAAGUGAAACCCCGAGUACAACUCCAACAAAGAAUACACCUUCAAUAAGUAGUAAUAAUAAUUUAAAGACUUCAACAUUUUCUGAUCAUUUACUUAAUGAGGAAAAUUUUAUAACACAUUCGUCUAACAGUCCUGACCUAUCGUCUACAUGUUAUCAUGACGCCUCCGUAAAUCUACCGUCAUCAUACACUCCACUAAUGCCUGGAAUAUUUCCAACAACAAGAUUGCCAACAAUUCGUAUACAACUCAAAAAAUUGAUUCGAACAAUACGUGAUCGGUUGGUUGAAGAGUCGAUACCAGUGAAAGAAAUACGUUUGGGUGGGGGAGCUGCAUGUUCUAUUGUAGGUUCACAAAAAACUGAAAAAUUCAACGAUAUCGAUUUAAUUUUUCGAGUUGAUUUAUCCAAUUCUUCAACAUUUACAAAAAUCAAAUCAAUUGUCUUCUCGUGUAUUACACAUAUACUAGCGGAUACAAUUGCAUUAGAAAAAUUAAAACAUUAUUCAUACGGUUGUACAUAUAUGUGUAAUAAUACACUUCCUCUUCCGCCUAUACAUUCUCCUCAGACGACACCACAGAAUUCCUUGCCGCCAUGUUGUUGUAAUUGUACUUGUAGUACACUGAACAAAUCAUUUCAGUUAAACAAAGAAAAUUUAGGAAGUUUACAAACUACUCAUGAUGCACCUAAAGGUAAUAAUAACCAUAAGAAUAAGCAUAAGCAUAAUAAUAAUAAUAAUUCAAAUUCAGUAAUGAUCGAAUCAUCAGGAAAUCGUCAACCUUUACAUGAAAAUCAAUCGAAUGGAGUAUACCAGUCAAAUGUUAUUACUGAAGAAAACUCCUGUGAGCCUGGAACAUGCUCACAGAAUGAGAAAAAUUCAUUAUCAUCAAGUGAAAAUCAAACAGAAGGCUGUAAUUAUACCUAUUGUAGUGUAUGUCAUCCUUAUUAUGCAUAUGAUUCAUUUUUACCGCCAGUAGCGUGUUCAAUGUGUUCAAGACAAUUCAGUUGUUCAUAUUACAAUAACAUUGACUGCGUUAUUAAUAACAAUAAUAAUAAUAAAAGUGGAAAUAAUUCAACUAGUAUAAUGAAUCCAUAUAAUGCUACAAUUGUUAAACAAUAUAUCCAAAAAAUGAUUCGUAUAUUUAAACCGAAUUCAAAGAUAUCGGAUUCAUGGUCAUUAUUUACGCUUGGUUAUCGUAGCUUAUCAAAAGAUAAUGAGACAAUGAUAAUUGACAUGAAAUUUAUUGAUCGUAUGCAUCGUCAAUUUGAAUUUACAGUGGACAGCUUUCAAAUUGUUCUAGAUAGUUUGAUAAAAUUUCAUGAUCCAACCAAUGGUUAUUUACAGCAUCAAAAGAUGAAUGAAAAUUUCUAUCCUACAGUUGUAGCUGAAUCGUUGUCUGGUAGUUAUGUUGAAGCGGUGGCACAUUUAAAUGAGCAUAUAAUUGCAACAUAUCGACCAGAAGAGAUACAUGGUGGUGGUCUAUUGAAGUACUGUAGGCUGUUAGCUGAAGAUUAUAAACAGUCGGAGACUACAGAUGUUAUGUCAAUGGAAAAGUAUAUGUGUUCUCGAUUUUUUAUCGAUUUUCCUGAUAUUAUAAGUCAGCAUAAUCAAAUCAAUGCAUUUUUGUUGAAUCAGUUUGAGAGGGAUUCAAAGAAGAAAGCGAAUUAUUUGAAUAUUUUAUAUGAAGUUGUCUCAAAUUCUACUAUAUGUUUGAUGACACAUGAAAGACGACAAACUUUAUGCUUAAUCCAGAUGUUUUUACGAGAUGUCAUUGAAGAAGAAGAAGAAGAAGUGGAACAACAACAGCAACAACGCCUGCAUCAACAACAAAACCAACAAAAGCAAGACAGUAAACAAUCAAUCGUACAUUUACAAGAAUUUUCAUCAAACGAUUGGGCACUUGACAAGGUGUUUUAUGGUACUAACUACUUUCCUAGACAUAUGUAUCAAGUUGCUGAUAAAUCGGAAUUAGCCAAUUCUGAUGAAAAGUUUACAACUAUAACAUCUGACAAGCAAAUCACAUCAACUUCAAAGACAACAACUGUAUUAAAAGUGAAACUUAAAAAAGUUCAAGAAGAAGAACAUGACAAAGACAACAAUGAUGGUGCUAAUAAUGGUGAAGAAAGUGAUAAACAGACAGAUCAGAUGAAUAACACUCAUAAAGAUGAUGAAGAUCCAAGUGAAACUGGCCUGGUAGAUAAUGGUAAUAAAGACGAUAAUGAUGGCACUAAUGAUGGUGGCGAUGAUGGCGUUGAUGGUGUCGAUGGUGAUGAUGAUGAUGAUGACGAUGACAAUGGAAGCCAUUCUGCGUCAAUUGACAGUCUAUCAAAGAAUUCAUCAUCAGAGUGUACAUGUCAUCUUCACUAUCCAUUAUUUCAUCGCUAUCCCCCUUAUCAUCAUCAUUACCACUAUCACCAUCUUCUGAAUUAUCAUUCACAACAUAAUCGUCAUCAUUGUUGUCACCAUUAUCCACACCAGCAUUUAAUUCAUCUGCCCCCUCCUCCUCCUCCUCCGCCUCCACAUCAUCAUCCAGUCAAUAAUGGCGAUAUGUAUUACUACCCUCAAAUGGUCACUUAUUUCCCUACUAAUGAUUAUCUCCUUACACCAUCUAUGAUUAAAAAUCAAGCCUACUAUUCACUUCCUUAUGAUACUACCACUUAUAAUAACCAGACUGAUAAUAACAAUUCAGCUCAUAUCCCACCCAACAGUCUUCCACAUUAUCAUGCAAAAAUUAUAUUACCACAAGACACCAAGACACACGAGAGAUGUCUUCUUAAUCAUAAUGAUAUGAGACAUUAUGUCGGUGUACCAUGCACUUAUCCAUCAAUGAUUUAUUCAAAAUUCCCAACAGACACCACUACUACUACUAAUGUUACUACUGAUAAUGGUAAUAGUAGUAAUGAUACUCAAAUGAUACAAUCAAGAGAUAAUAUGUUAACUUAUUGUGAACCACUUAUCUUUUAUUCUCCAACAGAUCAAAGCUAUUAUCUAUGCCCUACAACAACAUCUUUGCAUGAAGUACAAGAAAGUCUACCAAUAGUGUAUAAUUAUACACCAAUAUAAUAAUAAGACUUUAUUGAUAUUUCAAGGUAUAGUUAAAGGUGUCAAUCGUAUUGUCUUAUUUUGAUAGUGGUUAAAUAUUUGUCGAUAGGCAGCAUGUGUUGUAGAGGUUCGGUUAUCUGUUGAAAGCUUCGUCAUCGUCUUAUUCUUCUGCCGCUCACAUGUUCAUUCAAUGUUAUCUUUAAUUCAGGCAUGGAAGCAGUCAUACAUGGCUUCAUUGUAUAUACGAGUUGCAAAUUUAACUCUGUGUGUGUGGUUUACUCUGUUUGCCCUCGAAUACUUGGAUUGUUCUCAUUCAACUAGUCAGCUUAAAACAUCGUACAUAAAUCUUGUUAUUCCAUUAGUUAACAAACCCAUCCAUAGUUGAUUCUUCUUUCUGCUCUAAAGUGUAUGUAUACUACUCAUAAGGUAUCAUGUGAUUUCUAUGUGUGUGUGUAUGUAUGUGUGCGUGCUUGUGUGUGUGUGUGUUGUUUUGUUUCUGUCGCAUUUGAAGAAAAUUCUCCCCUUCUUUGUGAUAUAUUAUUCUUCAUAAAUUGUUUAUCUAUUCAAAAGUUUAGAAGAAGACUGUUGUUACUGAAGCAGAGUCUAUGUGUACCCUCUACUGUUCUGCGUAUAUUUUAUUUUGCCAUUACUGUUGUGAAAUGUGUUAACGUAUAUAUGACUUUCAGUAUGAUCGUUACCAUUGUGUUAUCAAUAUUAAUUAAUUAAUUAAUUAAUUCUGUGAUAAAUUUGUCCUUGUUGAGAUUUUGUGUAUAUUGUCCUAGUGCUGUUCACUUUUCAUCUUGAUGUGUCAGAAAUAAAUAAACAAAUCAAAAUUAUAUU
This is a messenger RNA of Trichobilharzia regenti, 5067 nucleotides long. Lineage: Eukaryota; Metazoa; Platyhelminthes; Trematoda; Strigeidida; Schistosomatidae. The record is from the annotation of a GenBank genome assembly.